Molecule: messenger RNA, 618 nt
Organism: Helobdella robusta
Lineage: Eukaryota; Metazoa; Annelida; Clitellata; Rhynchobdellida; Glossiphoniidae
Exons: 3
Coding region: 1-618 (205 amino acids)
Source: RefSeq, a predicted model, not a curated record
AUGUCGAGUCAAGGACAUGUACUCAGCACGACUUCUCUCACUCUGUGCCAUGUGUGUUAUAAACAUUUUAAGUUGAGGCAGGAUGGUACUCUCGUUAGACAUGGUGGAAAAGUGAAAGGCUCAAAAUGUCCGGGAUCUUUAAAGCACCCACCUUCUAACAGGAAACAACGAAGGUCGCUCAAUGUCGUAAACGCAAACAUUUCAAAGACGAGUGAAGACUCGGGGGUUCUUGAUACUGCUGUCGAUAUGGGGGGUAAAUCGUCACUGGCUGAAAUUUUUUUUGAAAAAUCAUCUGGCUGUCGGUUGAUUGACCAUGGAGGCAGUUUCCAAAAGGAACCUCAGGAGAUAGAAACAACAGAACUCAUCUGUGCCAUGACCGGUUUUAUCAAUCUGCUGUUGGGCGGCGUUUGUCCACCCGAGCUGGUGGAUUUUAAACAUAUUAUGUCAAUGAUGACGGAGAUUGGCAAGCAUGAUGCCCUUGUCCUGUUGACGCAGGCAGCAUUCAUUCCAAGGCUGUCAUACUUCUUACGUACCUCUUCUGGCCCGUCUCAGGAAACGUCAGAUGAAUUCAACAACGAACUGCGCAUGGGUUUUCAGACUAUAUUUAAUGUUUUUUGA